This is a messenger RNA of Danio rerio (zebrafish), 1781 nucleotides long. The record is from RefSeq and is a predicted model, not a curated record. Lineage: Eukaryota; Metazoa; Chordata; Actinopteri; Cypriniformes; Danionidae.
AGAUGUGGCGUUUCAGAUGAACAGCAACAGGAGCGACAUAGACUGACAGAAGCAUGAAGCACACACUCACACUGAAGCGCACAUGACCAGCACUCACAACACACACACUGCUGUUUUACAUCUGUCACUAUGGUGUUUGUAGCUCCGCCCUCUUCUUAGAAGAGCACAAUCUCAUUUGCAUUUAAAGCGACAUGCGGUCAACAAAACAUCACUAUCCAAGUGUAUGGUGUGUGAGUGUCAGUGUGUGUACGCAUCGUGAGGAUCAAAGUCUGAAAGGGUCAGUUCCGGAGAGCUGGAGAACAUUAUCUGUGUGCUAUUUUCAGCUAAAACUUCACACUCUUGAGACAUCAGAGACUUUACGUCUUGUAAAAAGGCCACAAUAGGUCUAUUUUAACACAUAUGUAACCACUAUUUCUGUCGUUUUCCUCUUUCAGAGAUGCUCUGACGGAUUCGCUCCAGCUGCUGCGCUGUGCAAGACUCAGACGCCGGUUCUCCGUCCUCACCCCCGCCAAGAGUGCAGCCUCAACAUGAAGAAGUUCUCGCAGGAGCUCAGCGAUUUCCUAAACUGCCCCUAUAAACAGAACACCAGCGAGCAGCAGUUCAACAGAAUGAGGCUGCAGUACUGCUGUAACGCCACACACUCAUUAAUCCUCACCAAACGCAACACAGCCGUCGAUCAUAUCAUCACUUAUGAAACUGAAGGGAAACGCACAUACAGAGUCAAAGCAGACCUUCACAAGAUGCUGCCAGAGGACUCCCCCUGGUCUGCUGGUGCUCUGGGUCUCUGUGCUGUUGUCGGCAGCAGUGGCAUCUUGAAGAACAGCAGCUGUGGACGCCAGAUCGACAGCGCAGACUUCGUCAUCCGGUUUAAUUUAGCGUUGGUUAAUGACAGCGAUGUUGGACUGAAGACAGAUCUGAUGAACAUCAACCCCUCUCAGAUUCUCACACAAUACAAAACCAUGGAGCAGGAUCCGGGUCCGCUAGUGGAGCGUAUCAGUGUGUACGGAAACUCCUCCCUCAUUAUUCCUGCAUUUGCAUAUGGGUUCUGCACCUCGCCAUCCCUCCGGGUCCUCCGAGUCCUGCAGCCAAUCAGACCUCAGCAGCCGGUGGUGUUUUUCAACCCACAUUACCUGCGUGCUCUGGACCGCUUCUGGAAGUGGCGUGGCCUGAAGGAGCCCCGCCUCUCCUCGGGAUUUAUUUUAAUUAGCGCUGCACUGGAAAUGUGUGAGCACGUGCACGUGUACGGAUUUUGGCCCUUCGGCACCGACCUGCAGGAAAACCCCGUUCCUUACCAUUAUUAUGACCAAAGUAAGCCAAGCCCAUAUAUGCACCGCAUGCCAGAGGAGUUUGUGCGUCUCCUGCAGCUCCACAGCCAGGGGGCGCUGACACUGCAUCUGCAGCCCUGCCACACACCAUAGAGCAGUAUUUCCCAACCCUGUUCCCUUAGGCACACCAACAGUACUCAUCAUUGGAUGUCUUCCUUAUCUGAGACAUCCAGGUUUUUCAAAAAGUUGAAUGCGGAUAAAAUUAAUUCAGAUUUGUGAUACGUGAUUAUGUAAUCCAGCUUACUUUUUGAGCCAGUUUUUCAAAGCAACAUCUGAUUGGAUCAAUCUGAUCCGGAUAGGAAUUUUUCAGGAUCACUAAAUCUGGAUAAGCAGUGCUCAAACAGGAGAGAAAAUCACAAUGUAGAACUCUAGAUAUGUAAAGAGCAGCAAGUAGAAUAGCUAGUGUGGGUCAAUAUAACUUUAUAUUUAUUUGAAAUAAAAAUACACACAUUUAAA